UGAUUCACCGUGCUCGUGCGCGUUUAUUGAAGAGCAGACGACAACAGGACAAACGUAGGGCCUUUGUCACGUAGAUAAACCAUUUGGGUGAGCAUACCUGUACGUUGUUUAUACGUAUCCAUAUUAGUUCAGUAAAGGAAUGAACACAAACGAUGGCAGGUGAAUAACAGUUUUCUCAGACACUAUAUUUACAAUAAUGAAUGUAUAGAUACUAAAUGAGUCAGGGAUGAGCCACAGAAAAUGGUCUACUCUACUCUGCUGACCAUCUUCUUCCUAUCAGCAUGGUUGGAAUCGCUCUGCUGGGGGAGCUGCCCUUCAAAUUGCCUCUGCAACAAAGACGCUAUAUCAUGCAAAUACCUGGAGAAAAAUUACACAACUCGAUUGGUGAAUGUGACAAAAGAAACUGCUAUGAAUACAGUCCACCUAACAGUUCGCGCUCAAAUGCUCACCGCCUCGUACCAAAGAUUCUUGGUGAUAGUGCGUCGGACAGAUAUUUUGACUACGGGACGGAGUUAUAUAGAACUUGAACACUUUUCUAAUCUAGAAACAUUAACAAUCAUCACAAGCCGUCGGUUCUUCAUUGAAAUAAUCGGAUAUGGUGCAUUUUCUCAUCUCAGAAAACUUAAUCGUUUAGUUAUACGGGAAGAAAGGCCAGAAAAUCAUAAUGGCUAUUUUGAUCCCACUCGUAUAAUUGAGUAUCCGGCGUUUGGGCAUUUUCCUCAAUUAGAAUAUCUUAAUAUUCAUUUGCCAGCGUUUGAGUACGGGACCCAGACGUUAAAAUAUCAACCUUUUCAUCGGUGGCCAUGGGGAGUAAACGCAUCUUUUCCUCGUUUACGAACGUUUGAUAUAUCAAUGAAUAUUACAGUGUCAAAUCCAUGUGACGCUUUCUUUAAGCCCUUUUUGAACGCCACUUACUUGGAUCUUCAUCAAACUUUCAUAUCUAACACCCAUAACUACAGCCUGGGAUGCUUCGAGCAUCUUGAAUCGCUUACCAUGGGAAAGUCUUUGGAUGUCAUUGGUGUUCUGAAUAGCAUCCCUGGUAACACUCUGAGGUCUUUACACCUCAACUCAGUGGAGUUAAAAGACACUAAAGAUUGCGCUUUGCACCACAGACUUAAAACUUUGACGGCUUUUAAUGUGCUGCCGAACGCAGACAUGUUACUGAAAUGUAUGCAGAUUCAAGUUGAGCUAGAAACUCUAAUACUGAAAAACAGUAAUAUUCGAAAAUUAAGAAGGAAAGAUUUAAAAAAAUUUACAAACUUAAAGGUUUUAGUUUUAGCUUAUAACUCUAUAUCUACUGGUUUCGACAGAGAAAACAGAAGUGAACUCGUCGCACUCACAAACAAAACGGUGCCAAAUCUUAAUUUCUUGGAUCUGAGUUACAAUGAAAUAACGUCUAUUUCGGAGUUAAUUACAACCGAUCUAAUUCGACUUGAGAUUAUGAACGUCAGUCACAACUACUUGCAAGCUCUGGAUUUGAAUGAAAUUGUUGGAUACAGAUCCUUGCGAGAAUUAUUUCUCAGUUUCAACUCAAUUCGAUCCGUUAUCAUGAAGGAACCGGCACUGUCUAAGGUGCCCAGUCUUUGGAGACUGGAUUUGGGACAUAAUCUUCUCGAAGACAUCCCACGUCUGUUAAAUGUAACGUUUCCGAAUUUACAACGACUUAAUGUUGAGGAUAACAAAAUAUCCACUGUGUCCAGUGAACUUGUUGCUUGGAAAAACAUUCGCUAUCUUAAUGUCAAAAAUAAUCUGCUAACCCGUUUGGAUCCGGGGUUCUUUGACCACUUGGACUUUAUAAACUUAGCUGAAAAUGAAAUCAAAGAUGUUUCCUUCUUGUCCUAUCUCUCAGGUGCAGAGAACCUACGCCUGUCACUGAGAGAUAAUCACAUACAGUGCGACUGUGAAACCAUAGCCACUUUACACGCUCUGCGACAGUUCGGGUUUUUGCAGGAUCUAACUUUGACGUGUGAUGGAAAUUCUGCACUCAGAAACGUCAACAUUUUACAUUAUGAAACUGUUAUUCGAAAAGUAUCCUGUGAGCACCAUAGGGACUGUUUUAGGAACUGUAGAUGUUUCAGAACGAAGGAAGGCAAGGCAUUAGUUCAUACUGCCAACUGUAGCGAUAGUCAACUUACGGGCUUUCCUGCUUCCCUGCCUUUAUCUACGAAGCGACUUUAUGUUAAUAGAAACCAAGUGGAAACUUUUCCGUCAACGACAUUGUUUUCUGAUCUACAGGAAUUACAGGCCGCAGACAACAACAUUGGAUCUAUUUCUAAUAGCAGUUUUACAGCGUUUCCAAAACUUCAAUAUAUCAAUUUGGACAGAAAUGGCAUAGCUGAAGUGGUUGUAGGAACAUUUGACAGUCUUCUUUUUUUGUCGAUGGUUAGUCUGAAAGGUAACAGUUUGCAUUGUGAUUGCUCUCAGCGUUGGAUACAAGACUGGAUAAUAAAACGAAAUUUAACAUUCAUAGCCACCUGCAACGACACUACACUCACAAACUUCGAUUUCACUGAACAAUGUGACAAAACGAAAUUCAUACUUAACGUUGUCGCUCUUGCUGUUGUAUUGGUUGUGCUGGCUGUGUUUAUUGCGUUAGUCGCUAUCACGUUUUUCUACAGAACUGAGGUAGAAGUACUUAUUUACAAUCGUUAUAAGCAAUUUUCACGCGAUGACAGCGACACGGACAAGGAUUAUGACAUUUUCAUAUCAUACAGCAAUGACGACAGUGUCUUUGUUCGCAAUGUUAUUAUACAGAAAAUGGAAACAGAAUGGGGAUACAAAUUAUGCAUUCACGAGCGGGAUUUUUUGCCAGGCGAAUAUAUAGCUGAUAACAUAGCAAACGCAGUUGAAAAAAGUCGCCGGACGCUGACAUUAUUGUCUGAUUCCUAUCUUCACAGUGAAUGGUGUGUGUUUGAGUUUGCAAUGGCACACCAGCAGAGUCUGAAAGAUCGGUGUAGACGAUUGGUUGUUGUGAAAUUGUCAGAUCUCGAUUCAAAUCUUUUGGCAAAAGAAAACAUGGUAGGUAUUUACUUAAAAACUAACACAUUUCUCCACAAAGGCUGUACAAUGUUUUGGGAGAAAGUUCGAGGCACCUUGCCGGCCAAACCUUUGAAGCAUUUAAAAUUAAAUGUUGAUAAAAUGUAGUUGACUAAAUUUCUUUGUAUAUUGCAUUUAGGGAUAAUAUAGAGUUCCAAUAGAGGAGGGAUGCGUAUUGGCAGACGGAGAAAAUACCUUCCAGUAAACAUUUUCUUCUAUUGAAAUGCAUCAACUGAUCUUAAAAACAGAUUUCAUGUAUCAAAAAUUGUUUUAAUUUUAAUACUAUGACUCUCAGAAAGAAUAACUCACAAGUGUUUGAAGACCUCAUGUCAACUUUCUGCACUACGUCUAAUACAUAAAUGUAACAAGUCCAGUGAUAAAUAAAAUCUUUAUUGAGCAUAUAAAGAUAUACAUUUAAAUGCUCCUUUACCUCGUUUACCGUUUUUAUGUUGUGUUUUUUAUGUCUAAUUUUUCACUUUCCAAGCUGAUUAUUGUUGACUGCUAAUAGUAGAGGAAAGUGAAUGAGUUCUUUGUUUUACCAUUUAAUGGACAGAAGAUUGGUUAAAAUAUAUAACUUAAAAAUAAAAGUUGCAAUCAUAAUGAUUUUUAAUUUAAAAUCACAGAUCAUUAAAAAAAAGGUUAUAUCUACAACCAAGUGUCAACAUCAGAGACUGGGACAGUUUAUCUUGCAUUGUUUAGCAGCAGCAAGUAUCACAUUGUUUUGGGUCAUUUCCUAGUUGGCCACUGCUUCAUUUGUCUCCAAAUUCCGUGCUUAUUUAUUUAUUACUCAUAACUCUUCGUGUUAACACACAAAAAUGUUCCUGCUUCUAAGAGUGAAGUCUACUCAGCUUACAUCUUUGUUAUGAAAACC
Molecule: messenger RNA, 3907 nt
Organism: Lingula anatina
Lineage: Eukaryota; Metazoa; Brachiopoda; Lingulata; Lingulida; Lingulidae
Product: protein toll-like
Biological process (GO): signal transduction
Cellular component (GO): plasma membrane
Molecular function (GO): protein binding; signaling receptor activity
Source: RefSeq, a predicted model, not a curated record